Messenger RNA from Frieseomelitta varia, 5169 nucleotides. It is a transcript of the gene bbg, whose product is annotated as serine-rich adhesin for platelets-like. The coding region runs from base 1 to 4506 and encodes 1501 amino acids. The transcript has 8 exons. Gene Ontology annotation, molecular function: protein binding. NCBI's taxonomy places the organism in Eukaryota, Metazoa, Arthropoda, Insecta, Hymenoptera, Apidae. The record is from RefSeq and is a predicted model, not a curated record.
AUGUUGAACAAUGAAAUUGAAAGUCUCUCCAGAUCGACGAAAAGGCUCGCCUUGAGACGGAAAAAGGGUCUGUUGCAAGAUGCUCCAACUAUAGAUUCGCGGAAUGACGAGAUAGAGGACGCGGACCGCAACGCAAACUUCUCCGAGGCCCCCGCCGAACAUCUCCAAGCAGAGACGGUAAAUGGUAGGAUGGACAACUGCGGAGGCGGUCAGCGCCUGCCCCCGGACGGGGACGAGUUUCCAGCAGCGUACCAGGAGUUCGGUGGCAACAGCCAGCAGUACCGUUUCGUGACGACGAGCACCGCGAGGACGUCGACGAUGAUCGCGAACGGCCGCCUCGUUUGCAACGAGAGCGACACGUACGCGAACGACGAUGGGUUCAAGUUGCUCGAGAGCAACGUGGUCGCCGCGGCUGGCAUUAUCUUGCCAGCGGACACCGGCAGGAUCACCGGUUUGUCCAGCGUCGAGAACGUCUGCCAGGAGGUGAGCAAGAUCGAACUGCCGAGCAUCGAGAUAAACGGCAAGAUGAGCGGCGAGAACGUUUGUCAAGACACGGGCAGCGGCGUUCUGGCUCGCGAGGGCCGCGAUUCGACGCCGUACGUCGCGGAUGACUUCGUUAAAAAGGCUCCAACGUCCGUGACCAACUACCAGACGACCAGCUACGGGACGCAACUCGAUGGUAACGUUCUGGUGUCGGAGAAGAAGAUCGAGAUCACGGGCUACUAUCACAAGGACGUGCCCGUUCUCGAGGAAGUGCAGGACCCUGUCGAGAAGGACGCCUUGGACACGCCUCCGCCAUUGCCGCUCACUGGCCCGCCCAACGUCGAGACGAUCUGCUCACCGAAGAUGGAACCAAUCUGCCCGUCGAAAUCAGAAACGAUCUGCUCGCCAUACGCGAGGAACGUCGCGAUCUUCGAGUCGACGCCGCGGAAAUUCUCGGUGAACGGUGAACUUUGGAGGCAGGACGACAAGUCGGAACGAUCGGUCCGAGAUAAGAUCGCGAUGUUCUCGUCGCAGUGUAGCCUGGAUGGUCCUCUGUUUCCUAAUUCGGUAGUGGCCAGCGCCGCGACGAACAACGGCCGGAGAUUGCCCAGAUACAAGUCCACGGAGGACGUGUGCAACGACGAGAAAAACACCGGCCAGAAGGAGAGGGUAUCCUUCUUCGCGGACAGGACGCAAAGCUCUUUCGACUUGACGGAUUCGGGGAAGAACGUUGGCCAAGAGCUCGGGAAGAAAUACAGGCGAUCGUCGAGCACGACGCACAGCACGUCGCCGACUGUCUACACCUCCAAGGCGUACCCGAUUGUCCCGCAAAAGCCAGCCACCUCGACAAUUAUACCGUCGUUCGACACAUCCUCGAUAGCUAAGUCGCCGAUAAAGAGCUACUCUCUGACGACGACGAGUCAGAAUUUGUCGUCGAGCGUCGCGAUGAAACCCGUCAUCACGUCGGCCCCGUUGUCUCGUGCCACCAGUUUCUCCGGAUCGAGCCCGUACACCCAGGACAGAAGUUCAACGACGAGCGAACUUUCGACGAUGCCGCAAGUGACGAGAACCAGCUCGCUGGCGUCCACGUUCAAAAGGCCCAGCGAGGACAUCCGGAGGACCAGCUUGAAUCAAUUGAUCGAGCAGAGGAAAAAGUCGAUAUCGAAGCUCAGGGGGUUGGUCAUCCCUGAGAAAGAGACGAUACCGAUCGACGCGCCUAUCGUUGACUUGCCUGAAAUCAAGUCGCGAGACUCGAUACUGCUGCAUCAGCUGCCGAAAGUGAACAUCCAGGACAAAUGGGGUUCCCAGAGUUCCUUGGCGAGCAACGCGAGCACGGCGAGCGUCCCCCUGAAAAACACCGCGUCCUUCAAGAUGCCAGCUCCUCAGAUACACUCCAAGUAUUCGCCAGCCUUCAAGAGGAAGAGCCUCGCGGUGUACGGGUCCUCCUCGGGCAGUUCGACGACAAACAGCAGCCCGAGGAAAAGCCCUUCGGCCACCAGCUGCACACCGCCACUGUCCGAACCUCCGAAAAGCCUGGAGAGCAUCUGCAGUCCGACGCGAAGCGACUACAGCUUCGAGUUCGCGUCUACGGCCAGCUCGCCGGAGGGGUUACGCGGCCGGCCGAGGACACAGGCGCAGAGGAAGGCCAGGAUGGAUUACGACGACUCGGACAACGAUUCUGCAGUGAGUAGCUCGCAGAGCAGCAUCUCGCGAGGCUUCAGUCCACCGAUGUCGCCGGUGCCCUCGGAACGAUCCACCGUUUCGUCGGAGAGAUCCUACGUCUCCACGGAGGCCAGCUAUCAACGACGUUCCCUCAUCAUGGACGGCCCGACUAGAACGUACGCGAGAGAGCCGAGCGUGGAAUUCACAUCAGCCAGAACCAACAUCGCGAACGACCGGCUGUUCAUCACCGACAGAUCAUCGUCGAGCAGCAGCAGCUCCGGCCUCAGAUCGCCGACGACAGACUUGAACCCGAGAAACUCUCAAAUACCUCAGAGGCAGUUGAAACGAUCAAACAGCACGGACACCAACUGCAGCACGUCGUCGACCCUCACCUCCGGUUCUCAGGCGAGCGCUGAGUCGUUGUCGAGAAGAGUACUGAAACCGCAGAGCGUGGAGGCGAUCAAUCGCAAGAAUAUCCUGGCCAGCGCCAGAUGCAGGAGCGGCAGGGAUCUGAAUGGCUCGCCGCUGAUCCAGAGGAAGUUCCCGGACGACGAGUGCCGAUCGGCAAUAUCCGAGAACGGCGAGGAGAGCUGCCAGAAGAAUCGCGCGAAAGACGCGGUUGCCAGCGCGCAGGAUGUAAAGAUCGCCUACAUAGAGGUGACAGGCUCGUUCGGCGAGGACGACUGUUUCCAGAAGAGCAACGACGGAUUAUCUUCGAAGAGAAACGUAACGGCCGCGACGAUGGCGAGUCGGCCGUCCAAGUUCGAGAUGAUAGAACCGUCCAACGACUUGAAGAUGUGGGUGCGCACAGAGGCGAAAGCUUUGGUAAGAUCGACCGAGGAGAAGACGGCUAACAAGAAGAAGGAGAACAAGUCUCGCGACGUCGAUGUCGACUCGAUGGACAACGGUUUGAAGAGCAACAAGCCUGCCGAUCUGUCGUUGAGCAGCAGACGAAGACAGGAAAACGAAAACGAAUUCUUGCAGAAACAACGGUCUCCAGUUGGUAUACCUACGAGGAAGUCUGCCGAAGAUCAGAACGAUCUUCUGACGAUACUGACGACGAAGAGUAGAUCUAGAUCGGCGAUACACGUGGACGACGGAAGUUUCGGCCGAUCGAAGAGUCAGAUGAGCCUGGAAGACAUUCUGAGUGCAAAGGCGGACACGAAAUUGAGAUGUCCAAGCGGUGAGACGAGAAUCGAAAAGAACAGUACACACUGUAACAUACAGAGCAAACCUUCGUGGGAGACUAGGGACAAUCGAUACGUUAGGAGAAGCUCGACAAUGUUGAACGAAUGCUGGAGCGAGGAUAAGACGUUCUCGAAGGGUGGAACGCUGGAGAAAUCGAGACUGGCCGAUAGCAGCGUGAACGAAACGACGGAACUCGAAAGGUCAAAGUCAACGUUGCUGUCAAAAAUCCCAGUGACGAGGAAUCUUGGUCGAAGGAGCGCCAGUGUCACGGACGUGAAGAAGGCGGUGGAAGUGGCCAGUCCGCAACAAACUGUCAAAGCUACUCACAACCGGUUCCCGAGUUUAGACAGCAGCGUGGACGAGAACGUGUCCCCGGCUGGAACUGACGUGGACACGGACAGAUGCUGCAGCGAGCAAUUUGGGAGUAUCAGUUCGUUGGCCAGUAGCACCAGCUUGAUCUCGCAGCAGGAACUGGCGCAGCUGGUGGAGGAGGCGAGUCUCGAGGAAGCUCGUGGCGCACACGACGUGAUAGUCGUGCUACUUCAUAAGGAGAAUCCAAGCGGCAGCGUUGGAAUUACUUUAGCUGGAGGAGCGGAUUGUGAAAUUAAAGAGAUCACGGUCCAUCGUGUGCUGGCUCAUUCCAUCGCCGACAAGGACGGCCGUGUGCAGAGAGGCGACAGGAUUCUGAGUAUAAAUGGCAGAAGCACGCAGGGCCUCACGCACAGGGAGAGCAUCGCGGUACUGAAGCAACCUAGGUCGGAAGUCGUUUUGGUUGUCUCUCGUGCGAGAUCCGAGGAAGGCUGCAAACUGAAAUCACGGACCGCCAGCGUCGAAACCAUCAUCGAAGGAUUCGAGACGAACGAUGCUGCAGAGGAUACCGCGUGGGGUCCACCGUCGGUUGUGGCGGUUUACAAAGACGGAACUGGUUUGGGAUUCAGUCUCGAAGGAGGCAGAGAUAGCCCUCUUGGAGACAGGCCACUGUUGAUCAAAAAAAUAUUUACCGGAGGUGCUGCCGAGAAAACAGGUGCUUUGAAAGCAGGAGAUCAACUAUUGGAAGUGAACGGUUACGACGUGACACGUAUGUCGAGAAUCGAAGCGUGGUCCCUCAUGAAGAAACUGCACGACGGCGAAGUGAACCUCCUAGUCAGGCACCCUGCCACCAAAUCAUCGUGAAUGAUAGUCAAAUUAAAAUAACGAACUGCGUAUGAAUGCGAUAUCAUUACGAUGCAACAAACUUCGAAUCUCGAAGUGUCAAAUGGCCAAUUUUCAUGCUGAAUCCGAUCAGAUCACGUACCAUCUCGCCGAUAUCUUGACACGCGAAAUCACGUUCUAUCAAGGGUACUUAGUUUGUCUUUUCGUUUUUUCAAAAAAUAACGAAUAUUUCGUUGAAACGUUACUUACAAUUGGGAUUCACAUAUUGUGCUUAUACGUAUGUAUACCGAGAUAAUAUUGUUAAGCAAUUAUUUGAAAAUCUCAGUUCACUGGGAGAUUUAUUUUGUUUUUUUUUCUUUUUUUUUUUAUUGUGGUACCAUCGAGUACGAUGCGUGACAUUUAUUUGCAUACAUUUCAUUACAUUAUAAAGGAAGGAAUGCUUUUUCUAAUCACUCGCUAUUAGUCUGCAUUGUAAGCUUGAUUCAAGGAAUAACGUGCGUUAUAGACGAGCAUUCCUAUUAUGAUUUUGUUUAAUAUGACAUUGCGAAAUAAAGGAAGAAAAAUUAUUUGUAAAUAAGAAUAGCGUGCAAAAAUUCGAAAUGCAAUUGUUCUAGAAAUAUGGCAUAUAUAAUAUAAAAAAAAAAGAAAUGUUAAUAUAAUGCAUCAUUAAAGUAUUUAAAUGUA